AUGUAUGGUGUAGGCUUCAUGAUAAAAAGUACACUCAAAAAGGCAAUUGAAGAAUUCCUGGCAAUUUCAGAAAGAAUCGCUAUCCUUAACAUAACGCUACCUGGACAUAAAACACCAACUUCAAUAUUACAGAUCUAUGCACCAACAGAAGUAGCAAGUAAUGAUAUAAAAGAAAAGUUCUACAAAGACCUGAAAUAUGCACUAGAUAAAUCACACAAAAACAUAAUUCUAAUGGGUGACUUCAAUAGCCAGCUCGGUACAAGAAAAAAGAAUGAAGAUAAUAUCCUUGGGCCAUACUCCACAGGCAAACGCAACAACAAUGGACAACGACUAAUAGACCUAGCAUUGGAAUACAACCUGCACAUCAUGAAUAGUGUCUACAAAAAGAAACCAAACCGGAAGUGGACCUGGAUAUCACCAAACGGCUCCAUAAGAAACGAAAUUGAUUUUAUACUAACCAAUAAACCCAAAUGGUUCUUAGACGUAUCUGUUAUCAAUCAACUUAACUUCAAUACCAACCACAGAAUGUUACAAGGUAAAAUACACUCCAACUGCCCAAAAGAAAGUAGAAAAAAUAUAAAAACCGGCCAAAACCAUCUCCCACAAAUACUCCCAGAAAACAUAAUCCGAGACCUGGAAACUUCCCUCGAAAAUAUAGAACAACAACAAAGCCUCCAAGAAAAAUAUAAUAAAUUAGAAUAUGGAUUACAACAAAUAAACAAACAAAUAAGUAUUGCAAAUAAACAGAAAGACAAAAUUGGACCCCAUGCUAGAAAUCUUAUAAAUAAACGAAAAUUACUUCUGGAAGACAGAAAAAGUAAUAGAGCUGCAAUAUCACAACUAAGCAAGCAAAUUAACCUCAACAUCAGGAAACACAAGAAGCAGAUACAAUCCGAAACAUUCAAACUGCACCUGGAACAAACAGGAGGGACAGCAAAAGCAAUGAAAGAAAUGCAGGAAUAUAGUAACUGGAUACCGAGCAUGAGAAACAGAAGAACCAAAAAAUUAGAAACAAAACGUAAGAAUAUCUCAAAAGCUGCCACACAAUUCUACAAAGAACUAUAUGACUGCGAAGAUACGACCCUCCCAAACUUAAAGUCACUAUAUCAACUCGACGAGGAGAUAAUACCACUAAUUGAAGAAAAUGAAGUUAUUAAAGCUGUGUCAACUCAAAAAAAUGGAAAAGCAACUGGCGAAGAUCAAAUCUCUAACGAACUUCUUAAAUGUACACUCCCAGCAUCACUCAGAAGCAUCGUCACGUUAUUCAAUGAGAUCCUUCAGAAAGAAGAAAUACCUAAACAAUGGACUACCUCCACUAUCAUCCUACUACACAAGAAAGGCGACAGAAACGACGUUGGCAAUUACAGGCCCAUCAGCCUCAUGUCAAACCUAUACAAGAUAUUUUCCAAAAUCAUACUACAACGCAUAGAAAAAGUGUUAGAUGAAAACCAACCCAAGGAGCAAGCGGGUUUCAGAAAAGGCUUUGCAACAAUAGACCAUAUUCAUACCAUUAAACAAAUAAUAGAAAAGAGCAAUGAGUAUGGUAAAAAAUACUACCUAGCUUUUAUAGAUUACAGCAAGGCCUUCGACUCCCUACUCCACAGCUAUAUAUGGGAAGCGUUGAAAAUGCAAAACGUCCAGAACAAAUAUAUAAGAAUAAUCAGCAACAUAUACAAAUGCAUAACAGCAAAAAUAAAACUAGAAACAGUAGGCGAGGAAUUCAAACUGAAAAAAGGAGUGAGACAAGGAGACCCACUGUCACCUAAAUUGUUCUCAGCAACUUUAGAACAGACGGGAAAAGGAAAAGAGGCAGACCUUACCGCAGAUGGGAAGACGACAUUAGAGCUAUCGCUGGACCAACAUGGACAUGGACAAGAAGAGCAACUAACAGAGAGGAAUGGAAGGUCUUAG
Messenger RNA from Cydia splendana, 1911 nucleotides. RefSeq lists its product as uncharacterized. NCBI's taxonomy places the organism in Eukaryota, Metazoa, Arthropoda, Insecta, Lepidoptera, Tortricidae. The transcript is spliced from 2 exons. The coding region runs from base 1 to 1911 and encodes 636 amino acids. Gene Ontology annotation, molecular function: catalytic activity. The record is from RefSeq and is a predicted model, not a curated record.